CAUACGAAGUGUUACUAGAGAUGGUGUGAAAUCGUCGGCUGUAUCUAUGAGUAUGGAUCAAUCCGAAGAACUAUCUAAUGACAUCAAUUAUAAAGCCACAUACGCCGCCAAUGUCCACCACCGAAACGACACUAUAUUUAACCAGUCUGCAUAUAACGAUACCUGGCCUUCUCAUGAACUUUUUUGCAUAUAUGACUCAUCCUCCGAAGACUUCUUAUCUUCUUCUGUUUUUCAAAUUUGUGUAUAUUUCAUGUAUAGCGCAGUGUUUUUAGUUGCGCUUUUGGGAAAUGGAUUAGUGUGUUUCAUUGUUCACACAUCUCCUCGUAUGAAGACGGUCACGAAUUAUUUUAUAGUGAACCUGGCAGUCGGAGAUAUCCUGAUGACGUUGUUCUGUGUGCCGUUUUCUUUCGUGUCAAUGCUUGUACUGCGGUAUUGGCCCUUUGGUGCGGUUAUGUGCAAAGUUGUCAACUUCUCACAAGCGGUUUCGGUACUAGUCAGCGCAUACACGCUACUCGCCAUAUCCAUUGACAGAUACAUAGUUAUAAUGCGGCCAUUAAAGCCUCGACUUGGGAAAGGUGCAGCUAAAAUGGUCGUCGCUGCUGUUUGGGGAGGAGCCAUUAUAACGGCAGCGCCGAUUCCUAUAGUUUCUCAGCUACAGCGACCUUCGCCUUGGCAUGAGGCUUGUAAAGUUGACAUCUGCAGCGAACAGUGGGCCGAUGGAAAACAAAGCGAGCAUUAUACGUUUGCUUUAUUGACACUGCAAUUUACUUUGCCAUUGACCGCUCUCGUUUACACGUACGGGCGAAUAGCGCAUUUUGUAUGGGGCGGUCGACCACCUGGAGAAGCAGAAAGCGGUCGGGACUCGCGGCUGCAACUCUCCAAAAGGAAAAUGAUCAAAAUGAUGGUCACAGUAGUGGCGGUGUUUGUAGUUUGCUGGUUACCGCUCAAUAUCUUUAUUGUCCUAUGGACAUUGCACGAGGGAGAUGAAGAUUGGGCAGUUUGGCCGGGAAUGCCCUACGUUUGGUUCGCGAGCCAUUGGCUGGCUAUGUCACAUUCCUGCUACAACCCAUUAAUAUACUGCUAUAUGAACGCAAAAUAUCGACAUGGGUUUAAACAGGUAUUGAGUGGACUGUUUUGCUUGAAGCUGAAUGAGUCAAAGCGUUCCUGUCAACGAUCUAGUCUGUGUGAGAGGAUACCUCUCUCGGAAAUCGUUGGUACCACUGGUUCAAUGGAUCGUCGGAGGAUAACAUGCAGGUGUCGACUUCGAAGCGGACCUCAUACGAAUGGUGGCAAAUGUUCGAACUGCAUCUCUGUUCCACAGCUGAAGGUCGAAGGCAUCAGAGCCGCACCACCGACGCGAGUGCUAUCCGUUCGUUCGCGCAUAAUCUAAAAGUAGUUGUGAUUGUUAAGGCGCUGUCUAAUAGCUAUUUUCAUUAAGAUUUGCAUCCGCUAAGCGACAUUAAUUUAAAGUUAAAAAUGGCAUAUCCAAAAAAAUACUGCCCCUGAAUUUAUUUAUUUUUGCUUAGAUUGGUGGACGAGCUCACAGCCCACCUGGCGUUAAGGGGCUACUGGAGCCAAUAGACAUCUACAGCGUAAAUUCGCCACCCACCUUGAGAUGUAAGUUCCAAGGUCUCAAGUGUAGUUGCAACGGCUGCCCCACCCUUCAAACCGAAACGCAUUACUGCUUCACGGCAAAAAUGGGCAGUGUGGUGGUACCUACCCGUGCGGACUCACAAGAGGUCCUACCACCAGUAAUUACGCAAAUUAAAAUUUUGUCGGUUUGAUUUUUAUUACACGAUGUUGUCGGAAGUCAAUCGUGAACAUUUGUUGAGUAUGUAUUUCCUUAGAAAAAUUGGUACCCGCCUGGGAUUCGAACACCGGUGCAUCACUCAACACGAAUGCACCGGACGUUUUAUUCUUUACGCCACGACGACUUCUGUCAAUCUUUGUAGCAUUAAUUGCAACUCUCUUAUCAAUUAAAAAAAACCCUUAAUCUAAUACGCCUAUCAUCAUCGAAUUAUCGAUUUUUCUUUGAAAAUUAUAAGUAGAUCGCAAUUAUUGAACCACAUGUGCUUGUACAGACAGCGCCUAGAGAAAGAUUGAUUUAAGCUGAGUAUGAAUGAAUUGUCUAGUAUAAGAGUUAUUGGAGAAAUAUGGCAUUGGUGGCUCAGGGUAUCAUGCGUGUGUUUCUUGUGAGAGGUCAGGCUCGAAACGCGAUAUAUAUGUAUGUAAUUCUAUGUAUGAAGGCCAGUGCAUUCGACAAGGUUUUACGAUCAUUCCUUCAUCGUUCAAGCUAUUCGUUUGUGGAAUGCACUCCCGGUACGUAUACGACAUGGUGAAACAUUAAAUUCGUUCAAACCCCUUAUUAAGGAGCAAUUUUUAAAUUUACAAAUGAUUCUUUUCCACUUGAUAGUGCGGCGCUCUUAGCGAUAAGACCGCCAAUUGUACUUUUUUUUUGUAUUUAAUGUUUCGCAUUGUUUAUUUUGUUGGUGUUCAAUAAAGCACACUCUCUUUCUUUCUCUCUCUCUCUCUCUCUCUCUCUAAUGUUUGAAUAUGUCUCGUUUCGCGUUAGUAUUCAGUUAUUAUAAAAAAGUAUAUUUGUGUAUAGUGAAUAUGCAUUAUUAUCUCUCAUUGUAAGAAAUAAAAAAGGUGAGUCGAAUUGCAUUUUGAAAAUAUUUUGUUUUUUUUGCAAGAUUUUCAUUUGAAUAGAAUAUCUAUCGUCUUUUAUAAACUUUUGAAUGAAAUUUAAUAACAUUACCUUAGUGUACAUUUUGCACGUUGUUAAGAAGUUUGAGAACGUAUUUAAAAAAAAUAUGUUUUUUUUUCUGUAAAUUCGUUUAAAGUUUUACUAAACAGCAAUGACUAGUUCAGCACUAAGAAGAACAAAAAAAAAUCAGAGUUACAUCAAAAGGUCUUUUUGCAAAAAUGCGGUAUAACUUCGGGAGCUGGUAAUAUUAUUAUUGAAAGUCUUAUAAAACAGAUAAAUGUAAUUUAGGUGAGCAUUAUUAAAACAUGCCCUAGUAAUUUAAGCAGUUCAAAUAUUCUUUUAGAAUUGAAUUAAAAAGUUAUUGUCAUGGUUUUCAAAACGCAUUGAGAGUAAUUUACUACUGCUGUAAUUUAUUUAUAGGCGAGGAUGCGUUAAGACCUUGUUAAAAUCUUGUUAAAAUUCAACGAACGUUCUCUAAUUACCUUAAAUUGUAAUAAAGUAGAAAAUGUAAAUAUCAGCAGUGACUAUUGUAGGUUCGAUGAAUAAUUUAUUCAAACAAAAAUAUAUAUACUUUAGAGUUUAUCGUAAAACCUUAUUGCAUUAUAUUUAUAUAUCUGCAACAGAUUCCGAAUGUAUUAAGUGUAAUCCCAAGAUCUAGAUGGAUUUGAAACUUUUAGUUAUAUUAUAGUUAUAAUUUAUUUCGGAGAGGACUUUCAUUUUAUUAAAUCUAGUUAAUCGUAGGUCAAAAGUGUCAUUUUGGGAAACAUUACCUUGGAUUACGGAAAUUUUAGGACAUGAGGUUAACUAAAAGCAGUUUCGUGGAAUUACCCGCCGCAAGUUAUAAUAUACAUAGUUCCAGUUUUGGGUUGGGGAAUUCAUUUUCAGAAAAUUACCCCUGCGCUAGGAUGACACGCAAAAUCGUGAAGCGUUCCACAUUUUUAACGAGGCUUGUGGAGAGUAUUAAGCGGUAGGCAGCGGCUUGGCUCUGCCCCUGGCAUUGCUGAAGUCCAUGGGCGACGGUAACCACUCACCAUCAGGUGGGCCGUAUGCUCUUCUGCCUACGAGGGCAAUAAAAAUAAAAAAAACUUUCACAUGCAGCUUAAUUUAAUACCAUACAAUAAACGGACAUUCUUUUCUAAGCAUGUCAUCCUUAAAGAAAUUAGAUUAGAACAAUAAUAUAAAACAUAAGUAUAGCUUUUACGUAGGAAAACCAUAUUUUACUUAUUUUCUAUUUACUUGCAUAUUUUUUGUAUUUAUUUGUAUUUAAUCGUAUGUAAGUCUAUCUUAUAUUGUAAUUAUUUUUCACAUGUAUUUAUUUUUAUGUAAGUUUAUUAAGAUAGCACCGUCCAGUUUACUCAUUCCUCUCCCUGCAAGGUUGCCUGGAAGAGAUCGCUUUCAACGAUAAGGUCUUCAGUUUAUGUCACCUAUUAUUUGUUUUAUAUGCUUACUCUGUACAUGUGGUGUUAAAUAAAGAGUUAUAUUAUUAUUAUUAUUAUUUUGCUAUCUUUGAAAACAUUAUAAUGUUACUUUCUGAAAAAAAUCUUAAAUGAUUAUGAUUAUGGUGUUUAUGUUGUCUUACUAUUUCAAUUUCUCUUAUGAACGGAUAGUCUGACGAAUUAUACACAUGAUGAACGAGAAGUAUUUACACAUAGAAUAAAAUCUAUUUUAUUUUCCAUCAAUUUUAAGGCAAUAAUAGUACAUUGUGCCCAUAAUGUAUUGAAUUUAUUUGAUUGAACGACGAUGUACACUUUACCUUUAAAGCGUUGUAUAAGAUCUUAAUUAUUAUGUACAUUAUAAUUUUUUAAUGUGA
Molecule: messenger RNA, 4517 nt
Organism: Bombyx mori (domestic silkworm)
Lineage: Eukaryota; Metazoa; Arthropoda; Insecta; Lepidoptera; Bombycidae
Gene: NGR-A22
Product: neuropeptide receptor A22
Exons: 6
Coding region: 47-1390 (447 amino acids)
Biological process (GO): neuropeptide signaling pathway
Cellular component (GO): plasma membrane
Molecular function (GO): neuropeptide Y receptor activity
Source: RefSeq, a predicted model, not a curated record